Molecule: messenger RNA, 372 nt
Organism: Parastagonospora nodorum SN15
Lineage: Eukaryota; Fungi; Ascomycota; Dothideomycetes; Pleosporales; Phaeosphaeriaceae
Exons: 2
Coding region: 1-372 (123 amino acids)
Source: RefSeq, a predicted model, not a curated record
AUGAAAGUGUGGAAGCACUGUGGACUACUGCGGCAAGGGCUGUCAAGAAGGAUUUGGCGACUGCAAUUCCAGCCCGGCACAGUCUUCAAUAUCGUCUUCAUCCUCGAAGUCUGUCACCUCUUCCAAAACAUCGAGCAUGUCCACUACAAGCAAACUUUGGUCGUCGAGCUCCAGCUCCACCACUACCACGAUCGCGAGCAGCGAUUCCACCGCCACAGCAUCUUCCGCCCCAACCUCGUCUUCCACUUCGGAAUCAUCUUCCACUCCGACCUCGUCUUCGACCUCGUCUUCUACCCCCACCCCAUCUGCCUCCCCUACUUGCGAACAGGUGGAAGUUUAUACCGCAGCAAAUGGAGCCCAAUUCAAUCUUAA